AUGCCCCUUCUCUCUUCGCCCCCGACGCCGCCGUGCCCGGCCCCGUCCCCUUUUGCCCCCGCCGGCCCCGGCCCCCAUUGCCCCUUCCGGCCACCACCUCGCCCGCCGGCGCCGGCCCCUUCUCUCUUCGCCCUCGACGCCGCCGUGCCUGGCCUGGUCCCCGUUUGCCCCUGCCACCUCGAGCAGCGGCGGCCUGCGGCAGCUCUGCCCGCAACCAAGGGUGCUGGGUCCUGGCCCUCAUCGAAGGGAGGGGUCGCAACCGGAUCCAGCGCCCGGAUGAGCGUGUGUUUGUGGGUAAUGUAUUGUGAAAUUCAUUCGUCGAUUCUUGGAGCAAGUGUUGAUGGUACUGUAGUGUUUAUCGUCGUCCGUUCAUUCCUCUCGUCGUUUUAUGUGGAGUACCUCAACGAUGCCCCUGGCCUUGCCGGCAACGACACGUCCAUCCUCCCCGCAGACCCCUACAGCCGCGCAGCCGCUCGCGUUUGGGCCGCCUAUGUGAAUGACAAGUUGUUCCCUUCGUGCACCGGCAUCCUCAAGACAGCGAAGCAGGAGGAGAGAGCCAGUAAGGUGGAGGAGACCCUGUCCGGGCUCCGACACUUGGAAGCUGCCUUGGCAGAGUGCUCUAAAGGGGAGGUGGAGGCGCCGUUCUUCAGUGGUUGCUCCAUCGGGUUCCUUGACAUCGCGCUCGGGUGCUAUCUUCCUUGGUUUGAGGCAGUAGGCCGCCUGGCCGGCUUGGAGCCGCUUAUCGACCCGGCGAGGGCGCCGAAACUAGCAGCAUGGGCGGAGCGGUUCAGGGUCGCCGAGCCGGUCAAGGCGCUGCUGCCUAGGGUGGACGAGCUGGAGGAGUACAUCGCUACGGUGCUUUAUCCAAAGUGGAACGUCGCGGUCACCGGUAACUAAUUAAAGAUCGUGUCGUUCCAUUACCGGCAGAGGAUCGUGUCAAUCCAAUAAUUCCUCCGCCUUGUGAGUUGUUGUUUUCACGCCAAGAGUUGAACUGUUGCUACUAGGUCCUUAGUGUCUCCUCGUCGUGGAUGGUGCGCAUGCGUGCACUCUCUUCGAUCUGAGUUGUUGACAUGUUGUUUCGUGAAUAAACUGAAGUUUCGUCCAUCUUGCAUCUUGUUUGUGUUAGCUCUUUUAUGACCUCGCAUAUUAAUUACCAGUAUAUGUUUCUCUUUUUGCGAAGAAAUUACCAGUAUAUGAAUCUUCCUCCAUCUUGCAUCUCAAUUACCAGUAUAUGUUCAACAACAAGAUUAUUCCCGAGCUCUUUUUUUCGAUAAAGGGUGCUUUUAUUAACUCAUAAUGUAGCAUCAAGUGAAUACAAAGCAUAAUGAGCGACAUCCGGCCUCUGUAUAGCUAAGAUGCACACAGCCUUAACGAAGAGUCUAGCAAAGUAUGUAUAAAAAAACGACAAGUUGGCAACAGUAA
Messenger RNA from Aegilops tauschii subsp. strangulata, 1422 nucleotides. RefSeq names its product probable glutathione S-transferase GSTU6. NCBI's taxonomy places the organism in Eukaryota, Viridiplantae, Streptophyta, Magnoliopsida, Poales, Poaceae. The record is from RefSeq and is a predicted model, not a curated record. Gene Ontology annotation, molecular function: glutathione transferase activity. Gene Ontology annotation, cellular component: cytoplasm. Gene Ontology annotation, biological process: glutathione metabolic process.